Molecule: messenger RNA, 1710 nt
Organism: Fomitopsis serialis
Lineage: Eukaryota; Fungi; Basidiomycota; Agaricomycetes; Polyporales; Fomitopsidaceae
Product: ABC1-domain-containing protein
Exons: 8
Coding region: 1-1710 (569 amino acids)
Source: RefSeq, a predicted model, not a curated record
AUGGUCUUGUCUUUCACCCGCCUCGCCGCCUCUCGCGCCCGCCCUCACUCGACCAACGCUUUCCAAUCCAGCCUCACGAGCCUCAGCCUCCGUCUUCACCAACAGUCCCGCUUCUACGCUCUGUAUCGCAUCCGCAACCCCAAGUAUGCUCGUCGGACACUGUACUUCUCAGGCACUCUCGGGGCUUUGUGGUUCGCGGACACGGAGUUCAACGCAUCAGCGGUGACGAGGAAUCUCCGCACGUUCUGGACGCUCAACUUCAAGCCCGAGCUCAGCGAUCAGAUUCCCGCCCUCCACGCCCGCGUCGCCGAGCGUGUAUACGACCUCUUCACCUCCAAUGGUGGGCUCUACAUCAAGAUCGCCUUGCCAACAAUGCCUCCUCAUGCCGCCCCCAUGCAAGAGAAAUUCGCCAAGUUGUUCGACGACGCCCCGCAGGUACCCUACUCCGUCGUCGACAAGGUCUUCCGCCGCGAUUCGGCCGUCUUUGACGAGCGCGCCGCAGCGAGCGCGAGCAUCGCACAGGUGCACCGUGCCAAGCUCAAGCCAGAAGACGGCGGCGAGUGGGUUGCGGUCAAGGUACAAAAGCCGGACGUGAGCCAGCAGGUUGAGUGGGACCUCGGUGCGUACCGCAUCGUUAUGUGGAUUUACGAAAAGUACAUCUUCGACAUGCCCGUCUACUUCACCGUCGACUAUAUCUGCGACCACCUCCGGCGCGAGCUCGACUUCGAGCUCGAGGCCAAAAACGCCCAGGAGACCGCCCGCUUUGUCGCCGCCGAGCCGCGCCUCGCAGACAAGGUCUACGUGCCCGAGGUCUUCCCCGCGCUCUCCACCAAGAAGGUCAUGGUCGCCGAGUGGAUCGACGGCGUCCGCCUCUCCGACCGCCGCGCCAUCCGCGCCCUCAUGGGCGAGGCCUCCUCCGCCGACGCCGUCUCGCCGACGCUCCCAACAGCCGGGCCCGACUACUCACGCAUCCUGCAGAGCGGUCCGCUGAAGGGCGGCGUCGCGUGGAUCAUGCGGACGAUGGUCGAGCUCUUCAGCGCGCAGAUCUUCGACUGGGGCUGGGUCCACUGCGACCCGCACCCGGGGAACAUCUUCAAGGAGUAUGCAGCCCUCUGGCGGGGCCUCAUCACUCUCGACUACGGCGAAGUCGAGGCCGUCGCGAAGGAGUGGGGGAUCGGCGAGACGGGCUUGUUCGCGAGCGCGACGCUGAUGCGGCCGGUGAAGCUCAGGCGGAACGGGAAGGACAACGCCGGAGAGAGCGAGAGGAGACGGUGGGGCGAAAUGUCAGAGUACGAGCGGAGCGUCCAGCUGAAGGAAAAGCUGAGGAUGUUCCUCACGGACACCGACAAGAUCCCCAAGGAGCUGAUCUUCAUCGGUCGGAACAUGCGGAUCGUGCAAGGUAACAAUCAGCAGUACGGCUCCCCUGUGAACCGCAUACGCAUCACUGGCUCGUGGGCCUCUCGUUCCCUCACCGCCGACCCGUCCCUCACGUUUGCGGGGCGCCUUGCCGAGUAUCGCAGAUACUUCGCUUUCGUCUUUGCCACUUCGUUGCUGGACCUUAUGUUCUUCAUCACGAGGAGUCGGCAGUGGGUGCAGCAUUUCUUAGGCAUGAAGGGUGAAGGUUUUGAGGACGAACUAGAGCGGACUAUGAGAGGAUUUGCGAGGACCAACUUUGGAAUAGAGAUUACACAGGGUGCCUUCGAUGGUUAA